Daucus carota subsp. sativus is the source of this 4291-nucleotide messenger RNA. Its product is annotated as paired amphipathic helix protein Sin3-like 2. Lineage: Eukaryota; Viridiplantae; Streptophyta; Magnoliopsida; Apiales; Apiaceae. Gene Ontology annotation, cellular component: chromatin; histone deacetylase complex. The transcript is spliced from 22 exons. Gene Ontology annotation, biological process: negative regulation of transcription by RNA polymerase II. The coding region runs from base 194 to 4156 and encodes 1320 amino acids. The record is from RefSeq and is a predicted model, not a curated record. Gene Ontology annotation, molecular function: transcription corepressor activity.
AACAUAUACAUACAUACACUAUCACGUUCUUACAAAUUAUAUUUUCUCUCCAUAUAUUCACCUCUCCCAAAAUGCAAAACUUCUCCUUUACAAAUAUUUCGAUCUUCUCGUUACACAAUCUCUUCUCCGCUUGAACUAAUUUUUAUAUAGAUCUAUCACUUUUCGCUUUCAAUCUGGCUUUUUAUUGCGCGAAAUGAAGCGGUUUCGAGAUGAUUAUGUGAAUUCGCAAUUUAAGCGCUCGUUUGGUUCUUCUCGUGCUGAGCCAUAUGCUCAACCUCAUGUUGCUGGAGGGGGUAGUGCAGGUCCUGCAUCGCAGAGACUUACAACCAAUGAUGCAUUAAGUUAUUUGAAAGAAGUCAAGGAUAUGUUUCAGGACCAGAGGGAAAAAUAUGACACUUUCCUUGAUGUGAUGAAAGAUUUUAAGGCUCAAAGAAUUGAUACUACUGGUGUCAUCGCGAGGGUGAAAGAAUUGUUUAAAGGGCACAAUAAUCUCAUUUUUGGUUUCAAUACAUUUUUACCCAAAGGCUAUGAAAUUACUGUUAUUGAGGAGGGUGAGGCACCACCGAAGAAAACUGUUGAGUUUGAAGAGGCUAUAAGUUUUGUAAACAAGAUCAAGAAAAGAUUUCAAAAUGAUGAUGAUCAUGUGUACAAAUCUUUUUUAGACAUAUUAAAUAUGUACAGGAAGGAGCACAAGGGUAUUGAGGAGGUCUACCAUGAGGUUGCUGCACUUUUUGAUGAUCAUCCAGAUUUGCUUGAUGAGUUCAUAAGAUUUUUACCUGAUGCUUCAGCGGUUGCGUCAGCACACAAUGCUUCACUUGGCAGGCAACCAUUGAAUCGCUAUGAUGAGCGGAGUUCUGCCGUUUUAACACAGCGGGGUACACCAAUGGAUAAGCAACGCUUUCAGCGGGACAGAAUCAUCGGUCCCCACACUGAGAAUGAUCCGAAUCUUGAGCAUCCGGAUUUGGAUGAAAAAACAAUGAUCAAGUUGCACAAGGAGCAGAGAAGGCGGUCUGAAAAUAAUAACCGUGACAGGAGGAUGAAUCGUGAUCAAGAUUUUAGAGACUCUGAGCAAGACAUGCAUCGUUCAUCUGAGAAAAGGAAAUCUUCUCGGAAGGUGGAUGGAUUUGGAGGGGAUCAUUUCUCGGGUCCUUACGAUGAUAAAGAUGCCUUGAAAAGUAUCUAUAAGCAAGAGUUCAUUUUCUGUGAAAAAGUGAAGGAGAGACUACGGAAUCCAGCCGAUUACCAGGCAUUCCUGAAGUGUCUUCAUAUCUAUAGCACUGACAUAAUAACAAGAAAUGAGUUACAGGGCUUGGUUGCAGAUUUAAUUGGAAAAGACACCGCUCUUAUGGAAGGGUUUAAGGAGUUUUUGGAAUUAUGUGAAGGAACUGAUGGAUUUCUUGCUGGUGUGAUGAGCAAAAAACAUUUCUGGACUGAAGGGUUUGCAUCCAAAACUCUGAAGGUAGAGGAUAAAGAAAGGGAACAUCGACGUGACGUAGAUUUAUUUAAAGAAAGGGACAGGGUGAAGGAGAAAUAUUGGGGAAAAUCCAUACAAGAGCUGGAUCUUGUUAAUUGUCAGCGGUGUACUCCUAGUUACAGGCUUCUUCCUGAUGAUUAUCCAAUACCAUUGGCAAGCCAAAAGUCAGAGCUGGGAGCACAGGUACUGAAUGAUCACUGGGUAUCUGUGACGUCAGGUAGUGAGGAUUACUCUUUCAAACAUAUGCGCAGAAACCAAUAUGAAGAGAGUCUGUUUAGAUGCGAAGAUGAUAGGUUUGAGCUGGAUAUGUUGUUGGAAUCUGUGACUGCGACUGCUAAGCGCGCGGAGGAGUUACUGAACAUCAUGAACAAAAAUUCCAUCAAUUCAGAGAGUACCAUCUGCGUGGAAGACCACUUCACAGCCCUCAAUUUUAGGUGCAUUGAACGGUUAUACGGUGAUCAUGGACUGGAUGUCUUGGACAUCUUACGUAAAAAUACAUCUCUUUCUCUGCCUGUCAUAUUAAUACGCCUGAAGCAGAAACAAGAGGAGUGGUCAAAGUGCCGGCUAGAUUUCAAUAAAGUUUGGGCUGAAAUCUAUGCAAAGAACCAUUACAAAUCCCUUGAUCACCGUAGUUUCUAUUUCAAGCAGCAAGAUUCGAAGAACUUGAGCACAAAAUCAUUAGUAACUGAAGUUAAAGAACUAAAGGAGAAAAGGAAACAGGAGGAUAGUGUGCUUCUCAACAUAUCUGCUGGAUGCAGACAUCCUAUAACUCCAGAUCUUAAAUUUGAAUACUCUGAUGUUGAGAUUCAUGAAGACUUAUAUAAGCUUAUAAAGUAUUCAUGUGAUGAGAUUUGUGCGACUAAAGAGCAGUCUAAAAAGGCCAUGAGGCUUUGGACUACAUUUUUGGAGCCAAUGUUGAAUGUUCCUUCGCGGCCUCUUGAACCUGAGGAUUCUGACGCACAAAGUGAUGGAACAGACAUCAAAGAAAAAUAUGGAAGCCCUAGUGCUGCUAAUCCUGCAGCUAUGGACGUAGAAGAAGCAAAAACUUUGCCAAACGGAGAUGUGUUACCAGAUCCAAUGCAAUCUAGUAAUGCUUGCAUGUUAAGUGGAGAAGUAUCUGUUGAAGGUGAUGGAGGUGGUUUACAAAAAGCUCUAGACCGUGCAACUGUCAAUGGGACAUCUACUUGUGCUGAGCUUUUAGGCAGUUCAGAUGCAACUGUUAGAGCAGGGAAUGAUGUAGCUCAGAGGCCUGGUAUCCAUGUUAAUGAAAAUGGUCAGGGCCUUGUUUGCGAAAUCAACAACAUGCACCAUCAAGAUGUUUUGAGAUCAGUCACAUCUGCAACCGUGAGUGGAGUUCCAACAGAUGUCCCCAAUGUGCCCAACUGCAAGGAAGAUUUAGUUGAUGUUUCCAUGGUCGAGAAAGAAGAAGGUGAGCUGUCACCUAAUGGUGAUUUUGAAGAGGAUGCUUCUGUUGCAGAGAGAAGUGCAGAAACUACAAGGCAUGAGGCAAGGACUGGUGAAGACACCUCUUGUCAGCAUGUUAGGGAGAAUGAUGCCGAUGCUGAUGACGAGAACAGUGAAAAUGUUUCUGAGGCCGGCGAAGAUGUUUCAGGCAGUGAAUCAGCUGCUGAUGAGCACUCCCGUGAAGAGGAGGAUGGAGACCAUGAUGAAAAUGAUUGUAAAGGUGAAAGUGAAUGUGAAGCUGAGGGGUUGGAUGAUGCAGUCACUGAAGAAGAUGGACUUUUAUCACCACCAUCUGACCGGUUUGUGCUAACCUCAAAGCCUCUGGCAAAGCGUGUUGCAUCUGCAUUACGUGAUACAGCAAAAGGUUCCAAGGUUUUCUAUGGGAAUGAUGCAUUUUAUGUGCUUUUCCGUCUUCACCAGAUAUUGUAUGAAAGACUGUUAUUUGCCAAGACACAUUCAUCUUCUGGAGAACCAAAAAUGAGAAAUGUGAUUGAUGCUUGUCCGGCUGAUUUAUAUUCCAGAUUUUUGAGUGCAUUAUAUGAUUUGCUUGAUGGAUCUUCUGAUAAUGCAAAGUUUGAGGAUGAUUGCCGGGCUAUAAUUGGUAAUCAGGCUUAUGUGCUGUUUACUUUGGACAAAGUGAUAUAUAAGAUUGUCAAACAGCUUCAAACUGUUGCAAGUGACGAAAUGGAUAGUAAGCUGCUACAAUUGAACGAGUAUGAAAAUUUUCGGAAACCGGAUAAAUAUAUUGAUUCAGUCUAUUAUGAAAAUGCACAUGUCCUUCUCCAUGAUGAAAACAUAUACCGAUUUGAAUGUACAUCUGUCCGGUCACAUUUGUCUAUACAGCUCAUGGAUGAUGGAAAUGAAAAGAAAGAGGUGGUUGCAGUAUCCAUGGAUCCUAAUUUUGUAGCUCAUCUUAAUAAUGAAUUUUUGCCGAUUCCUAUCAAUAAGGAAUCUGACAGAAUUAUAUUGCAAAGGAAUAAGCGCAUGUGUGCCAACCAUGAUGAAUAUUCUACUAUAGGCAUUGCUAUGGAAGAUGUUAAAGUGGUCAAUGGCUUAGAGUGCAAGAUGGCUUGUAGCUCAUCCAAGAUAUCCUAUGUCCUAGACACAGAAGAUCUCAUUUACCGCGACAGAAGAAACAAAAGAAAAUUGUCCCCACUGUCUAACGAGGCUGAGGCAAGAGUGCAAAAGUUCCGCCGUUUCUUGACGGCUUCAAUAUGAUAUAUAUUUUUUUUCCUUUGUUUGCGAUUUUGAUACAGUUCAGGCGAGGUAGGUCAAUAUCUUUGUUGUAAUACUUUUUUUUAUUGAAUUUAACAGAUCUAAAUACCAAUAGUGACCAAUUGCCAGUUUUUUUAA